CCUUCAUCCGACCAAUCGCACCACUACCAAAAUGAGGGCCAAACGUUCCAAGAAGUACCGCAAGCUGAUGCACCAGUAUGAGCUCACAUUCGGAUUUCGCGAGCCAUACCAAGUUCUAGUGGAUUCGAACUUCCUGCGCGCGGUGCACAGUUUCAAGAUGGAGUUGAUUCCGGCGCUGGAGCGUACAUUGCAAGGGAAGGUGAAGCCGCUCCUCACGAAAUGCUCUCUCGCCGCCGUCAUGGCCAACCAACCCCUCCACCCGCGCACCAACAACCCAAUGCGUCCGCACUUCCUGCCCCCGCCGACGGAGGUGCCGCUCCGCCACUGCUCGCACAACGAGGACUCGACUCCCAUCGACGAGGUCGAGUGUCUCCUGUCGCUGCUGUCGCCGACCACGGACGUGAAGAAGAACAAGGAACACUACAUCCUCGCGACGGCGGACGCGCCGGCCGCGGCCGAGAAGGAGAAGGAGCGCGCCGCCGUCGCUGCGGGCAGGAAGCGCAAGCGCGGGACCGACGACGAGGCGGAGACUGCCAUCCGCAAGUCGAGGGAGCUGCGCCACGGCGCGCGCGCCAUCCCCGGCGUGCCGAUCGUGUAUGUCAAGCGGUCUGUCAUGGUGCUUGAGCCCAUGAGCUCGCCGUCUGAGGGUAUCCGUGAGGGUGUUGAGCAGGGGAAGUUCCGCGCUGGGUUGAGUGAGGAGGCUAGGAAGAAGGCUGAGGCGAAGGCUGCCGUUGCUGCGUCCGGAGAGAAUAAGAAGGGCGGCGACAAGAAGCCUGGGAUGAAGAAGGCUAAGGGCCCCAAUCCGUUGAGUAUGAAGAAGCCCAAGAAGCGGACGGCAGAGGAUGCUGGUGCGUCUCGGCCGAAGCGCAAGGAGGCUAAUGCCGGGGAAGCCGCGGAGAGGAAUGUGGAGGUGGCGGAGGGCGGCGCUGAGGGGGAUGCUGCAGCUCCCAAGGCGAAGCGCAGACGUCGCCAUCACAAUAAGGGCGCCAAGCAGGAUGGCAAUGAUGCCGGCGAGUCCGUUGCUGCCGCGGCGGGUGACGCCAUGGAGGAGUGAUCUGCUUUUGUGCUCCGGU
Molecule: messenger RNA, 1073 nt
Organism: Aspergillus homomorphus CBS 101889
Lineage: Eukaryota; Fungi; Ascomycota; Eurotiomycetes; Eurotiales; Aspergillaceae
Product: rRNA-binding ribosome biosynthesis protein UTP23
Exons: 3
Coding region: 32-1054 (340 amino acids)
Cellular component (GO): small-subunit processome; nucleolus
Molecular function (GO): small ribosomal subunit rRNA binding
Source: RefSeq, a predicted model, not a curated record